AUGUCGAGCCUCUACCGGUUAGCCGGCCGUGGCACCGCUAAGCGGCUGUGCCUGCGGCCAAUCACCUCCACCUCCCCUAAAGUCCAGGCCGCCGCCGCCCUGGCACGACGGACACCAGCUCUCCGGGCUGCGUUCUCGACCGCCACGCAACGCCGGUAUGCGUCGCCGUACGAGGGCCAGGGCACGCGCAUUGUGCCCGUCGGCGAAGACUUCCAGGUGCCGAGCCCCGAGGACCUGCUGGGGCGCCAGGUGCCGAGUGAGGAGUACAGCAAGGCGCCUGUGACGGACAACACGGUCGAGGGCCGCAAGAUGCGGCACUACACAGUCAACUUUGGUCCGCAGCAUCCGGCUGCUCACGGUGUGUUGCGGCUGAUUUUGGAGAUCAACGGCGAGGAGAUUAUCCGUGCGGACCCGCACAUUGGCCUGCUGCACCGUGGCACGGAGAAGCUGUGCGAGUACAAGACGUACCUGCAGGCAUUGCCGUACUUUGACCGGCUCGACUACGUGUCCAUGAUGACGAACGAGCAGUGCUUCUCGUUGGCCGUGGAGAAGCUGCUGAACAUUGAGAUCCCGCAGCGGGCCAAGUUCAUCCGCACGUUGUUUGGCGAGAUUACGCGCGUGCUGAACCACCUGAUGUCUGUGCUGUCGCACGCCAUGGAUGUCGGUGCCCUAACACCCUUCCUGUGGGGUUUCGAGGAGCGCGAAAAGCUGAUGGAAUUUUACGAGCGUGUUUCUGGUGCGCGUAUGCACGCCGCCUAUGUCCGCCCUGGCGGUGUCCACCAGGACAUCCCGAUUGGCCUACUUGACGACAUUUACCAGUGGGCGACGCAGUUUGGCGAUCGCAUUGACGAGACGGAGGAGAUGCUGACGGACAACCGCAUCUGGAUCAACCGUCUGCAGGGCGUCGGCGUUGUGUCCGCCGAGGAGGCGCUGAACCUGUCGUUCACGGGUGUCAUGCUGCGCGGCUCGGGUGUUCCCUUUGACGUGCGCAAAAACCAGCCGUACGACGCGUACGACCAGGUCGAGUUUGAUGUUCCUGUGGGCAUCAACGGCGACUGCUACGACCGGUACCUGUGCCGCAUGGAGGAGUUCCGCCAGUCGCUGCGCAUCAUCCACCAGUGCCUGAACAAGAUGCCCGCGGGUCCCGUACGCGUCGAGGACUACAAGGUGUCGCCGCCGCCGCGUGCGGCCAUGAAGGAGAACAUGGAGGCGCUGAUCCACCAUUUCCUGCUGUACACCAAGGGCUAUGCGGUGCCGCCCGGUGACACCUACAGCGCGAUCGAGGCGCCCAAGGGCGAGAUGGCUGUGUACGUGGUCAGCGACGGCAGCGAACGGCCGUACCGGGUACACAUCCGUGCGCCUGGCUUUGCCCAUCUGGCGGGCUUCGACCAUGUGUCCCGUGGCCAUCUGCUGGCUGAUGCUGUGGCCGUGAUUGGCACAAUGGAUUUGGUGUUUGGUGAGGUCGAUCGGUAA
This is a messenger RNA of Sporothrix brasiliensis 5110, 1473 nucleotides long. Its product is annotated as NADH dehydrogenase (ubiquinone) Fe-S protein 2. Lineage: Eukaryota; Fungi; Ascomycota; Sordariomycetes; Ophiostomatales; Ophiostomataceae. Gene Ontology annotation, molecular function: NAD binding; quinone binding; NADH dehydrogenase (ubiquinone) activity. Gene Ontology annotation, biological process: mitochondrial electron transport, NADH to ubiquinone. The record is from RefSeq and is a predicted model, not a curated record. The transcript has 3 exons. Bases 1 to 1473 code for a protein of 490 amino acids.